AUGUCGAGACAAUUACGAUCAACUCCCAAGGUCCAGUGGCAAAGCAACAAGGACGGAAGCAGAAAUGCAUUCAUCUCCGCAUCCCAAGUAAGCUCUAGCCAGCUGAAAGAGUAUCUCGACUCCAACUACCCAGGAGGAUAUUCCGUUCAGCUGAAGCGUGACAAAUUCAAAAUCACUAUCGUCGAGACAUCAAUGGGACAAUUGAUCUAA
Molecule: messenger RNA, 210 nt
Organism: Colletotrichum siamense
Lineage: Eukaryota; Fungi; Ascomycota; Sordariomycetes; Glomerellales; Glomerellaceae
Exons: 2
Coding region: 1-210 (69 amino acids)
Source: RefSeq, a predicted model, not a curated record